Messenger RNA from Arachis stenosperma, 846 nucleotides. RefSeq lists its product as uncharacterized. The coding region runs from base 1 to 846 and encodes 281 amino acids. Lineage: Eukaryota; Viridiplantae; Streptophyta; Magnoliopsida; Fabales; Fabaceae. The record is from RefSeq and is a predicted model, not a curated record. The transcript has a single exon.
AUGAUAAUCACUGGGGAUGAUGUUGAUGGUAUCUCUGCUCUCAAGGCCUCACUUCACCGUACCUUUGAGAUGAAAGAUCUUGGUUCUCUCAGCUAUUUUCUUAGUCUUGAGGUCAUCUCCACCGAUGAUGGCAUCUAUCUCUCUCAGGCUAAGUAUGCUUCAGAUCUUCUUGCUCGUGCUGGGAUUACAGAUAGUCGCACUGAGUCUACUCCUCUUGAGCCUAAUGUUCGAUUUACCCCUAUGGAUGGCACUGUUUUGGAUAAUCCGACUCUCUAUCGACAGUUAGUUGGCGGUCUGGUCUACUUGACUGUCACCCGACCAGACAUCGCCUAUCCGGUUCAUGUACUUAGCCAGUUCUUGUCAGCUCCUCGUACUACUCACUAUGCGGCAGUUCUACGCAUUCUUUGCUACAUCAAAGGCACUCUCUUUCAUGGUCUUUAUUUUUCUGCCCAUUCCUCUUUGUCUCUUCAGGCUUACUCCGAUGCUGAUUGGGCUGGUGAUCCCACUGAUCGUCGUUCUACUACUGGUUACUGUUUGUUUCUUGGCGACGCUCUCAUUUCUUGGCGUGCUAAGAAGCAAACGUUCACUGCUCGCUCAAGCACAGAAGCUGAGUACCGUGCCCUCGCAGACACCACUGCUGAAGUUGUUUUGGUUCGUUGGCUUCUCGAAGAUUUGGGUGCUCCUCAAUCGUCCCCUACUGAUUUUUUUGUGAUAACCGCAGUGCUAUUCAGAUCGCCCAUAAUGAUGUCUUUCGUGAACGCACCAAACACAUUGAGCUUGAUUGUCACUUUGUUCGGCAACGUAUCCUUAUUGAUGCUAUUCGUCUCAUUGCUGUUGGAACACUAG